Molecule: messenger RNA, 1284 nt
Organism: Mercurialis annua (annual mercury)
Lineage: Eukaryota; Viridiplantae; Streptophyta; Magnoliopsida; Malpighiales; Euphorbiaceae
Product: aquaporin NIP6-1
Exons: 5
Coding region: 111-1028 (305 amino acids)
Biological process (GO): transmembrane transport
Cellular component (GO): membrane
Molecular function (GO): channel activity
Source: RefSeq, a predicted model, not a curated record
AAAAACACACAGACAAAUAAAUAACACUAGUGCAAUAGUAUUAGCUCUUUUACUAUACUAUACUAUUAUAUUAUAUAGUAUUUAUUAUUAUUAUUAUUAUUAAUUUUGAUAUGAAUAUGGAGAAUGAAGAAGUUCCAUCAGCUCCAUCAACACCAGCAACACCAGGCGCUCCUCUUUUUGGUGGGUUUAAAGGCAAUAAUAAUCAUAUUGGAUUUGCUAGAAAAUCUCUUCUCAAGAGCUGUAAAUGUUUUAGUGUUCAAGAUUGGGCUCUUGAAGAUCCCACAUUACCUCCUGUUACUUGCUCUUUUCCACCUCCUCCUGUUUCUCUUGCCAAAAAGGUGGGAGCUGAGUUUAUAGGCACAGUGAUACUGAUAUUUGCAGGGACAGCAGCAGCCAUAGUAAACCAGAAAACACAAGGCACGGAGACUCUCAUAGGAUUGGGUGCAUCGAGUGGACUAGCUGUUAUGAUUGUUAUAUUAGCCACUGGCCAUAUUUCUGGUGCUCAUCUUAACCCAGCUAUCACCAUUGCUUUUGCUGCUCUCAACCACUUCCCAUGGAAACAUGUCCCCGUGUAUAUCGGAACACAAGUGAUGGCGUCGAUAAGCGCAGCGUUUGCAUUGAAAGUGAUAUUUCAUCCGUUUAUGAGCGGAGGAGUCACAGUUCCGGCCGGAGGAUACGGUCAAGCUUUUGCUUUGGAAUUCAUCAUUUCCUUUAAUCUUAUGUUUGUUGUCACUGCUGUCGCCACCGACACUAGAGCUGUGGGAGAGUUGGCAGGAAUCGCGGUCGGAGCUACUGUCAUGCUCAACAUACUAAUCGCCGGGCAAACAACAGGUGCGUCAAUGAAUCCGGUAAGAACAUUAGGUCCAGCCAUAGCUGCAAACAACUAUAAAGCAAUAUGGGUAUACCUUACUGCCCCGAUUCUUGGCGCAUUGUGUGGAGCUGGAACUUAUUCUGCUGUCAAAUUGCCGGAGGUCAAAAAUGGCGAUGCUCGUGAAAUGCCUUCAACGGCAACGAGCUUCCGGAGGUGAUCCAACGCUAACGCCAACAGUAGAUGUAUAGAAAUAAUCCUGAAAUUCGGGUUAAUGUGCAGAUAAUCCUACAUUAGGAAAGAAAUUAAUUAUGUCAAACCACUGCACAUUAGUUUGUAGUUACAUAUACAUGUAAGAGAGAUAAAUCAUGCAUAGAUUGAGGAUGUGCAUCGAUCAUAUAUGCAAAUGUUUAUCUAAAGCACAUACUGAGAUUCCAUAAAGAUGGUCCUAGAAAAGCCAUUUCGUUGCCCCAUAA